AUGGCCACACACUGGGGCCCAGCUCAUGACGGCCAGGCUGGAGCAGCAGAGGACACAUCCUUGGAGGAGCUGGUGUCUCACCUGAGGCAGCAUCUGUGUGACACAGCACCCAGCCGCUCUGCAGAGGGCUCCAGGUGCAAAGUCUGCCCCCGGGACUGGCUCUCCUAUAGGAACACAUGCUACUGGAUGUCUAAAGAGAGCAAGUUCUGGAGCGAGAGCAGCAACGACUGUGAAACGAGGACGUCUCAGAUGCUGGUGAUCCAGGACAGGGAGGAGAUGGUAAAGGAGCAACGCUGGGAGCUAAACUUUGUCUGGGGAGAUUUAGCUGCAUAAUACAGUGGACGUGACUCACGCAGAGGGAGGAGGGUGACUCUUGGAGGUUCCAUAUGUGGCUGAACAAGCUACUCUGCAGAGUCCCAAUAUAACCCAGCACCCUCAACAGAAAACUCCAUGGGCCUGCCCCCUGCUGGCUGAAAUCAGUACAGCU
Pelodiscus sinensis (Chinese soft-shelled turtle) is the source of this 487-nucleotide messenger RNA. Lineage: Eukaryota; Metazoa; Chordata; Testudines; Trionychidae. The record is from RefSeq and is a predicted model, not a curated record.